Molecule: messenger RNA, 8216 nt
Organism: Stegostoma tigrinum
Lineage: Eukaryota; Metazoa; Chordata; Chondrichthyes; Orectolobiformes; Stegostomatidae
Product: potassium voltage-gated channel subfamily A member 5-like
Exons: 6
Coding region: 58-1518 (486 amino acids)
Biological process (GO): potassium ion transmembrane transport; protein homooligomerization
Cellular component (GO): membrane; voltage-gated potassium channel complex
Molecular function (GO): protein binding; delayed rectifier potassium channel activity
Source: RefSeq, a predicted model, not a curated record
GUGAGCGCUGCUGGCCCGGCGGCCAAGGGCUACCUGGACCCCCCGGCUCCGGGCGAGAUGAACGCGGCGGGGCCGCUGAAAGCCGUGGACCAGGCGCCGCCGGUGGACAACCUGCAACAGCAGCAACUGCUGGAAGUCAACCGCUCGGAGCGGGUGGUGAUCAACAUCGCCGGGCUCCGGUACGAGACCCAGCUGAGCACCUUGAGCCAGUUCCCGGACAGCCUACUUGGAGACCCCGAGAAAAGAAUCAGGUACUUCGACCCGCUGAAGAACGAGUAUUUCUUCGACCGCAACCGGCCGUGCUUCGACGGCAUCCUGUACUUCUACCAGUCGGGCGGCAGGAUCCGCAGACCCGUCAAUGUCUCCAUCGACAUGUUCGCCGACGAGAUCCGCUUCUACAAGCUGGGACCCGAGGCCAUGGAGAGGUUCCGUGAGGAUGAGGGCUUCAUCAAGGAAGAGGAGAAGCCUUUGCCUCGCAAUGAGUUCCAGAAGCAGAUGUGGCUCCUUUUCGAGUACCCGGAGAGUUCCAGCCCUGCCCGGGGUAUCGCCAUUGUCUCGGUGCUGGUCAUUGUCAUCUCCAUCAUCAUCUUCUGCCUGGAAACCUUACCCGAGUUCCGCGAUGACCGCGACAGUGCCAGCAACUCUCCGCUCAACACCAGCGCCCAGAGCCCCGGGACUGGGGACAACAGUAGCCUCAGUGACCCCUUCUUCAUCAUCGAGACCACCUGCGUGGUCUGGUUCACCCUGGAGCUGCUGGUCCGCUUCCUGGCCUGCCCCAGCAAGUCGGUCUUCGCCCGGGACAUCAUGAACAUCAUCGACAUUGUGGCCAUCAUCCCGUACUUCAUCACCCUGGGCACUGAGCUGGCCGAGCAGCAGACCAAUGGUCAGCAGGCCAUGUCCCUGGCCAUCCUCAGGGUCAUCCGCCUGGUGCGGGUCUUCCGCAUCUUCAAGCUCUCCCGCCACUCCAAGGGUCUCCAGAUCCUGGGCCAAACCCUCAAGGCCAGCAUGAGGGAGCUGGGCCUGCUCAUCUUCUUCCUCUUCAUCGGGGUCAUCCUCUUCUCCAGCGCCGUCUACUUCGCCGAGGCGGACGAGCCGCGCUCCCACUUCUCCAGCAUCCCCGAUGCCUUCUGGUGGGCGGUGGUCACCAUGACCACGGUGGGCUAUGGGGACAUGAAGCCGGUCACCAUGGGCGGCAAGAUCGUGGGGUCGUUGUGCGCCAUCGCCGGCGUCCUGACCAUCGCCCUGCCCGUGCCCGUCAUCGUCUCCAACUUCAACUACUUCUAUCACCGGGAGACGGACAACGAGGAGCAGGCUCAGUACCUGAAGGACGACACGGACAGCGAGCCCAGUCACUCAGAGGAACUGAAGAGGAGCAGGAGCUCCCUGGGCAAACCCUUGGAGAACAGUGAGGGGGUGAACAAUGGCGCGGGGGCUCACCUGAAGGCCAACAGUGCCCCCGACAUCAGGAAAUCGCUGUACGCACUAUGUCUGGAUCCAAAUACAGAGACCGACCUGUAGCCCCGGCCACUUUCCACAUGACAACUCUCCAGACUUGUUUGGGGUUGACAAACUGAAAAAAAAAACCACUCAGCAUUUGUACAAACCACACAGGUUAGAUUAGUUAGGCGAGAAGAAAAUAUCAAUUUUAUACAUCAUUCUUUAUCAGACCGUCAGAUACAUUCCAAGGGGUUUAGCUAAACACUUUGGCGCUGGUUCUUAAUUUUUUUGGGGCGUGGGCUGUUGGAGGGGUUUGGGGUUGUUGAUGAGACACCGGUUUUCUGCAGGUGCACAAUAGGACAGCUGGAACUUGUGCACAGCUCCAGCCUCCGUCUUGUAUUUGUUUUGCUUUCAUUAAUUGGAAACAAAUGUAAAGUCUUAAAAUUCCAUAAGUUUAUUUUUGAAUUUGUAAUUGAGGCAGGUGUGAAGUAGCUCAGUUUUCCUGUGAGGAAGAAAGGUCAUGGACUAUCCAACCCUUUGUUUCCUGCAAUACUUUGCUCAUGUUUUGUGUCAUAUAUAUUUAUAUAUUUAUAUACAUAAAAUUAAGCGGUAGGAGUGGGAGGCGGAAAUGUAUUCAAACGCAUCAAAGCCUGUCGUGAUGAGAGUUCGCAACAGUGUUUGUUUUAUUUACAAUGUAGCUACCGUCAGAGAGAGAGGAAAUUCAGUUUGCUUGGAGUCUUAAGGAAGACAAAAGUCGUAUUUGUAUUUAGGCAAUGUGGGACUUCUCUGUUCGCAAUAUAUUUUUUCAAAGUGUUCAUGCGACAAAAUUCGAACAGAUCAUACGAGAAUUACUGAACAGUAUAUUUAGAUAAUUGGAGCAUUCCUUGUUUAUUUAAUAUUUAUGGGGACUUAAAUCAGCAACUUCAGCUUUUUGUACUGAUUUUCCAUGUUUGGAGAAGCACUAGACUCUCUCUUUGCUGGUAGAGCUGUCAAAGCUUAUUGUACAUCCACUUAAUGUGUUGCAAAUGAUCUCAUGUAAACAAAAAUCCAAAGGAAUUCGCUAGAGGAUCCACUUGAUCAUAUUUGUAAUGACCUAAGUGAAUGCAUUGAUUUAUACUAAUGUUGUAAAAUAACUAUUUUAAAAUCUGCAUAUUUAUUCUGAACAGUAAAUCUGCAAAACUGGGUUCUCUAAGAACAGACGAAGAUUGGGAUUAAGUACCUGAAGUUUAACACAUGAACUGUGAAGUAAUAAAAGUUGAUACCACAGAGUGAUGAAACAACAAAAGAUAACCAACACAUUUUUUUGAACUGGAAACACAUUUUAGAUGAUGACAAAUCAUUCUGGAUUUGAUAUUUGCUAUGACUCGUCUUUUAUCUUUUGAAAAUGUUUAGAGGAAGUGAACUUUGGACAACAUUAUAUGUUAGGGACUGCCUUAUAACUAUCGCAAAGCUAUAACAAUUUGAAACAAAUCUUGUGAUGUGGAAGGAUUUUUACCAGAUUCUGAACCGAUAUUCAGAACACCCAUGUCUUCAAAUGGACAAAACACCUGUCUCUUGUGAGUGGCUCACUGCUGCAGGCACAUGAUCGAAGUUGUGACGUAGCAAGAUAAGUGAGGUUCUAUCUCACACCAGAAACACAAACAUAAUCUGGAAUCCUAUAGGGGACUGAGUGAUAUGGGCUAUGGCAAAACUUGUGGCAAAAUCAGGUACCGUGAACAAGGGAGUCCACAAAUCCAAGAUCCACAGCGCUGGUCAAUAGUUUCACCCUGGACUGAUAAGAGGAGUCCUUAUUUGAAGAUUAGUUAAACACCAAAAGCAUUUGUUAUCAGGUAGCCCUAAUGGUUAGGAAGGGAGAAGAACUGUGAAUUUCAGAUGUACAGAACACCAUCUCAACCUGGAAUAAGAAGGGAAGUUCUUACUGGAGAUCAUGUUACCACAAAAAAAGCCACUGUCAUCAGCCAAGUGAAAAUGUUGCCUAAAAAGUCGGAAAUUUACCACGUGGAUCCAAACAAAGCAUGUUCUGUGAGAUCCAAGGCAAAGCUGCUUUUUGGCAGAAGGUGUAAUUAGAUGGCUGACAGCACAUCACUGAGGAAACUAUCAGGCCCAGCAACACGGUGCACACCAUCAGAACAAGACACGCUAUUCCUGUUUUAUGAAGAGUAGUUGAAUCUAUUUUGCACGUGCUGACGCUCUACUGAUGGCUGACUUCAUCAACAGCUUCAAGAAAAGAUUCACUUCCACUGCUUUAAGUGUCCUCAGUUACCAUGACUGUGCCUUCUGGAACCAGAACUCAUGCAAGAAUGAGCUCCUUUUCUUGCGACCAUUCAGACUGCAAGAUUUUAAAAGAUGACCCAUCAUCACAGAUUCUAGUAAAAUCACUCUGAGCUGAAGAUAUAUUUUUAGAGUUGGUUCCAACAUAUCAUAGCAAAUUCAGAUUUGAUUUAUUUUACUUUACAGUAUGGAGAUGAAUGUAAUGUAUGCAAUCAAAAAGUUUUAAAAACAAUUUCAUUGAGUCUUGUUAGGAAUGGAAUUGUAGAAUCCCAGAAUGGUGAAAGCACAAAAAGAAGGCCAUCCUGCCAGUUGUUUCCAUGCUAGCCCACUCAAGGAACAACUUACUUAGUGCCACUCCCCUGUGCCUUUUACCUGUAGCCCUGUAAAUAUUUCCUUUCCAGUAUUUAUCUUAAAACUUUUCUAGCUAAUACACCACAGUAGUCUGAGUUUUCUGCAUUACUGUUAAGUCUCAUGAGCUAUGUAAAAGUUUAAUUGCAUGACCUCAGAGUAAAACACUAGAACCUGAUCCCAUGUCCACUUAUAUGUCAGAAAAUCUCCCAAUUGUGGAAUUUCAACCUAAUUGUAAUGUGGCCUUUUCACCAUGAGUGUUCUAAAACUACUCUGUUUCAUUGGUAAAAUAUUCCAGAUGCAAAUUAUUACCCUACCAAUCUAAUUUCACACAAGAUUUCUUUAUAUGUAUGAUAAUUCAGAAUGUAUUUGCUGUGAGGACCUUGUUCUAUCAUUUGUGACCCUCGUCAUAGUUCCUUGUUCCACUCUUGUUGGCAGCAUGUUACACAUGUUGGUACCCAUUUACAAUAAGCCAUUGCCCAAAUUUUACUUCUGUAUUUCUCUUAAAUUGAGCGAUCACUUCAUUGUGAUGCAAACCAUUAACUGAAUUUAUAUUCUGUAGAUCCUAAUCAGAUUUUAAGCCUUCCAUUAAAUAAUACCAUGGCUUUAUCCUUACGAGAGAGAUGACCCAGGGUCAACUUUUCUUCAAAGGCUUGUCCCAUUAGUUCUGGAAUUUAUAGAGCAGCUUUAUUAAUUUCAGAUGCAUGCCUGGUGCCAGCUUUGUGAUGAGGUCAAGGGGUUUGUAUUACAACAGCAUCAAAGUUUUGGGUAAAUUAAACCUGACUCCAAAUUUAGGAUAAUAUCAGAACAAGGCAGUCCAAGUUUUUUUGAGGACAACGUCUGUGACUUAUUCAGGAGCUAGUUUGGCCUCAUCUACAUGUAUAUGACAAUUUAGUGCUGAUGCAAUGCCACAACAGCUGUACCGUCGUAACACUGAUGAAUGCUGUUCCUUGCUUUAAACUCUCAAGAUACAAUAUAUAUUUGAAACACUUCUUUCAAUUUAUUGUUGUGCAUAAUAUAAGUUGGAUAUUUUUACAAAGUUGUUAAGAUUGAGAAUCUAUAAAAUUGGUGACUGGGUCUUUAUGUGGAAAGCUGGCUAGGGCUAACAAUGAGUGGACAUCGCUGAAGUCAGCAGUUGUCUGUGAGCACUAUUUCCAUUCAUCUCUAUACGAAUGUGAAGUGGGUCAGCAGCUGAGAGCAGAUUUUUAUAGUACACUGAGACUCUACAAAGAACUAAUUCAAGGACAUAAUUUGGGAUAACAUCUAAAAAGAGAUUUGCUGGGAUCUUUCUCACAGCAGAGACGUUUAUAGGGUGAUUUCACAGGAAUUUGUUAGUGCAAAUCCAGUGAAGCCAUCUCCACUGACUGGGAUUGCAGUGAACAGAAGACAGAGAUUUAAAUUAUUUGAGAGAAGAAUCAGAGAGGGGGUGAUAUGGAAAUUUCUUUGAAGUAUCAAGUUUGUGAAGAUGUUAAAUGUAUAUUAAUUUGGCGUCCAAUUGUUUUUUGGUUGUAGGUACUAACUCGGAAAGGGCCUUUCUGGUGCAGUUAUAGUGUCCCUAACUCUGUACUAGGGGCGUUAACACAUGUCCAAACGGGUCAAUUAAAAAUAAUUUUAUAGGCGCAGACGCAAACCGAUCUUUCUGUAUUUGAUGGCAAUUGGUUGCUGACAUCUGUCUCUACAGAUAAAAACUUGUAAUUGUAUUAAGUUCCAGUUCUAUAUUUCACUGCUUUUAUCUGUUUCAGAGGGACAGGGUGGAGUAGAUUCAAUAAUAAUCAACAAAAGGAUAUUGGAAAUAUACUUGAAAAGAAACAAAUGCAGGGUUGUGGGGAAAGAGCAGGGGAGAGGGACUAAAUAGAUCAUUCUUUCAGAAUGCCAGCGCAGAUUGAAUGACCUGAAUGGCAUCUUCCUGUGUUAGGAGAUUCACCUGUGACAAAUUAUUUAAAUCAGAAAUUUUAUUGCUUCAACAAGAACGUGUUAUACUCCAGCAACUCUAUACAGGAUCUUUUAUUGCACUAAAACAAUUUACAAAUAGUAUUACAACACUGUAUUAUCAAUAAAAGCAAUAAUAUAUUUAUUUUCUUGACUUGUAAUAAAUGUAAAGUUUUUUUAAGUGAGCAAGCUGUUGAAUACUGUGGGAUACAGGGGCAGACCUAUGUUCCAUUAUAUAAUUAUCAAAUAUCAAAAUUCACCAUAAAUGUCCGAUCAGUUCUUUCAUUUAUAUUUCAUUGAAAAAAAAUUAGGUGGAAAGAAGAUGGAACCUUCAGAGAGAUAUAAAGACCCUUGGGGUUUAGGUCAUUAUAUUUCAUUUUCGAAUCUUACAAAGGCACAUCGAAAAGCAAAUCCCUGUGUAAGAUGGCUGCAACAGCUUUACCUGACGUUCUGGAGACCAUAUGUUCAUAACCAAGCUGUUUAUUUGUCAAAGAGUCUUGCUGCACAAAGAACUGAGCACAGCUUUGUUGAAAUCAGAGCUGUCACACUGAUGGAGAUUGAAGUUAGUUCACUGGUGGGAUUUGGGAUGGUAAUAUCAUAAUAACAUGACUCAGAUGUUUUACUUACCUUCGGGUCAGGGAACAAAUACAACAUGAUAUCUUUUCUGACCAAGAAAUACUUAAUGUUAACAAUGGAUUGUAAACAUAGAAAUAUUUAUCUUCAUCAAGCUGAAUUCACCUCAUGGCCAUAAAUACAAAACAAAAUGUAAAGCUCCUGCACUAUUUUAAACUAGAGCGAAGGUGAGAUAGUCACAGUUUGCAUGAGACUUCUGGAAAAGGCACAACAUUGGUUUAUAACCAAUCUAGAAAGAUAAAAUGCAUUAUUGUAAAGCUGCAUCUUUAGAAGUCAAUUUUGAUUCAAUCAUUUAGCAGAAAACAGAAUGAUGUGCAAUUAAAAAGGAAUAGAUCACUCCCCCAUUGAGAUCCCAUCAUUUUCUGACAGCAACUGAAAGGUACAGUAGGCAGAUGACAGACAACUGAAAGCAGGAAAGAGCUUUGUAAGUUUAUACAAAUUUCUGCAGUUAAUUUAUUGAUGCAGUUUUGGGAAGGCUUUGAAGAUUGAGCUGAUCUGCAGUAUGCUUUUAUCGAGUGAGAUCUAUUAUUUAUUCUUUUUAAAUAGCUAAAUCUCUAAAUUACAUAUCCUAUAAUUCAAAUCAUUGGAAAUAAACUGUUUGUUUGGAUCCAGCUUGCACAAUCAACAUUAAAGCUACAAUAAUUUAUUUUUUUUAAUGGUUCAUUGACCUGAUCUUUCCUUACUUUCUGAAAAAAUCCAGUUCUCAUUACAGUUCUGGAAAACAUUUAUUUUUAAAUCUCUCGAAUUAUAAUUUACAAACUCCUUUCAAGUGCAAAGUACUAAAUGGCUAUUUUAUGAGUUGGCGCUGCAGACAUCAGGCUUUACCCAGUGACAAUCAUCGAGAGAAUGUUAGAUGCACCUCUUCCUGAAACCUGAAAUCCCUGAGUUUUUUAAGAUUUGGCUAUAUACAGCCCGCCAAUUUCCGAUGUACAUUUCUGGUUAAAAAAAGCCUCUGUGCCGAAACUUGUAAAAGCCAGUCUUUAAAAGCAUUCAUUCUAAUUAUUUCCUCAGUGCAAGUACAUUUAUUGUGUAUAAGUCUCCUGAGAUCCCAAUUAUUUCAUUAUUAAAGUGAAGAUAUUGAAAAUUUGCAUAGUUAGACAUUUCCUCACACAGAUGGGUGUAACCGUUAAUCUUGUUCACAGACUUUUACAAAUAGUUGAUGUGUGCCUAACUGAAUAUUGAAAGACUUUUGAGAAUUAAAUCUAUAAGUCAUUUUGCAUUUACAACUGACUUUAAGUCUACUGAUUGAGAAUUAAUAAUGCAAACCAAUGAUCUUACUGUAUGUGGCGCAAAUACAUCUAUUAACAUACACAAACCUGAGAUCAGAACCAAUUCAAUAUUGUUCCCCAAGGAACCUUUUAAUACUUUUUUUUUUCUGAUUUAAACAGGUGGUUGCAAAUACUUGACAUCCUUCCAUGUUGUGUUGCUCAAUAUGGCACUCCGUAAUGCCGGCAUUCUGUAAUGCACAAUAUAUAGAAAAACAUAUAGCUAUAAAAAUUGACAUCUUUGUUUCUAGUAGAUCUCUUUGUCAGUGUGGAGCUAGUGGAUUGUGAUAAACAAUUAAGUGCAUAUUAUCGAAGUAUGCUCUGUUGACAAUA